Messenger RNA from Lolium perenne, 1048 nucleotides. RefSeq names its product horcolin-like. Gene Ontology annotation, molecular function: carbohydrate binding. NCBI's taxonomy places the organism in Eukaryota, Viridiplantae, Streptophyta, Magnoliopsida, Poales, Poaceae. The record is from RefSeq and is a predicted model, not a curated record.
AGGCAGUGCUCAUCAGAGGCGCCAGAUGGAGAAAACCGUCGCGAAGACGAUCGUCAAGGCUGACCCGCAGCGGCAUCUCUGCGUGAGCACGUCGGCCACAGCCGAGUUGAUCGCCGUCGACAAUCCGGAGGCUUUCAGCUGUCCCAAAUGCCUUCAACGGCUCAAACCUCCAGUAUUCCAGUGUGGAGCUGGGCAUCUUGUCUGUUCCUCGUGUCACGACGAGCUCCAACAAAAGAACAAGUGCGCGUCGUGCUUCUUCAAAACGGAGUACACGCGCUUCUUCCUCCCCACGGAGUACACCCGCUGCAACGCCGUCGAGCGCAUCCUGCAAUCCAUCAGUGUCGCCAACCCCAGCGCCAUCACCGGUGUGAAGAUGAUCUGCCAUGAGAAGGAGGAGCCCGAGAAGAGGCAGGGAGGCCUUGUGAAGAUGGGCCCUUGCGGCGGCGGCGGUGGGGGCAGCUGGAAGACGGACGUGUGCGGCAUCAACCGUAUUGUGAAGCUGCGCGUCCGUCAUGGUGGGGCGGUCGAUGCCUUGCAGGUUUUACACGAGCGGCACGGCCUGAAGGAGUGGACCAAGAAGUGGGGUGGAGCUGGAGGAAAGCGAUCGGAGAUCUGUUUGGAGCCGGAGGAGUACCUCACCUGCGUGAAAGGACACAUUGGCCAUUACGACGGCUGGUUCAUCGUGAAAUCGCUUACUUUCGUCACCAACUUGCGCACUUUCGGGCGAUACGGGAAAGCAGAAGGCCUGCCGUUUCAGCUCCCUGCAGCCGGCGGUAGAAUUGUUGGCUUCCACGGUCGCUCCGGCAGCCUCCUCGACUCUCUUGGCACAUACGUCAGGAUGGACGCCUAACCUUUACUACCCUUUUCUUUUUCUGAGGGAUCUUACCAUGUCUACUCAAGGGCUUAGAUCCUACUACUGCAUUAGCAAAUGUAAACGUUCCUGUGCAUCGUCACUGAACGAUGUAGACACACUGCUGUCAAUUUGGACAAUCCAUCUCCAAAUAUCAUGCCUGUUGCAGUACAUGUGAUUCUUGUGUUGGUGAUUUUA